Molecule: messenger RNA, 9767 nt
Organism: Archocentrus centrarchus (flier cichlid)
Lineage: Eukaryota; Metazoa; Chordata; Actinopteri; Cichliformes; Cichlidae
Gene: unc5db
Product: unc-5 netrin receptor Db
Exons: 17
Coding region: 239-3124 (961 amino acids)
Biological process (GO): axon guidance; netrin-activated signaling pathway
Cellular component (GO): membrane
Molecular function (GO): netrin receptor activity; protein binding
Source: RefSeq, a predicted model, not a curated record
UGAAGUGAAGAUGCUUUUUCCCUUUCGACAAACAGUCCAGCCCGCGAGCCGCUCACUUCUUCUUCCGCUGCUGCUCGUCCUUCUACCAACAGAGCGUCAAACUGUCCCCUUGCCUGGUUUACAAGAGGAACUUGCGCAGCCGGGGCUCAUCCAGCUCGGAGGAGGAGGCAAGAGCAGGCAUCAGAGACCCAGAGCACCGUCACCUCUAUAGCGUAUCUGUGGAGAGCUACGCGUCGGUAUGGGUGCGCUGAGGAAAGGACGUUACUUCUUUGUGAGGGGCCUCCUGCUCCUUAUUUAUUGCACAGCAUCAGUGAUCUCCAAAGGUGCCACAGGUGAAGCUCAAGCAGAUGCCCUGCCUUCGGUGCAGGGCACCCUGCCCCACUUCAUCCAGGAGCCAGAAGACGCCUACAUUGUCAAAAGUAACCCGAUCAAGCUGCGCUGUCGAGCUGCACCUGCCUUACAGAUCUUCUUCAAAUGCAAUGGGGAGUGGGUGCAUCAGAACGAGCACUUUUCUCAUGAGUACAAGGACCUCAACACUGGAUUGAAGGUGCGUGAGGUGAUGAUCAAUGUGUCCCGCCAGCAGGUGGAGGAUUUCCAUGGUCCUGAGGACUACUGGUGUCUCUGUGUUGCCUGGAGCCACUUGGGCACCUCCAAAAGUCGGAAGGCUACUGUCCGCAUCGCUUACCUGAGGAAAAACUUUGAGCAGGACCCCCAGGGGAAGGAGGUGCCAAUCAAUGGGAUGAUCGUUCUGCACUGCCGUCCUCCGGAGGGAGUGCCUGCAGCAGAGGUGGAGUGGCUGAAAAACGAAGAGCUGGUGAGCUCCCUGACGGAUGGCAAUAUCGACACCCGAGCCGACCACAACCUCAUCAUCAACGAGGCGCGUCUGUCCGACUCGGGCAACUACACCUGUCUGGCCAGCAACGUUGUAGCAAAGAGACGCAGUGCCACAGCAACUGUGAUAGUCUUUGUGAAUGGCGGCUGGUCCCUGUGGACAGACUGGUCGGCCUGUAAUGUGCCGUGUGGGCGGGGUGUCCAAAAACGAUCUCGGACCUGCACGAACCCAGCACCACUGAAUGGCGGAUCUUUCUGCGAGGGCAUGUCUGUGCAGAAGAUCACUUGCAAUGCGCCCUGUCCAAUUGAUGGAGGCUGGAAUGAGUGGAGCCAAUGGACAGUGUGCAGCAGCCACUGUGAGAAGCAGAGGAGUCGAGAAUGCAACUCCCCGGUUCCCAGACACCGAGGCAAAAUGUGCGAAGGGAACAGUGAGGCCACUGAGAACUGCACAGAUGGACUGUGUACCCAGAAUCGAAAGCUGCUACAUGACGUUAAACCUCAAAGUAUGGACAGCUCCAAUGACGUGGCUCUGUACUCGGGCCUUGGAGCCGGCAUAAUCACCGUUGCAGUCCUUGUGGUGGCUGUCAUGCUCUACAGGAGAAAUCACAGCGAGUACGGCGUGGACGUUAUCGACUCGUCGGCUCUCACUGGGGGUUUCCAGUCUUUCAACUUCAAGAACACCAGACAAGGAAAUCCAUUGCUUCUCAACUCCUCCAUGCAGCCUGACUUAACAGUGGGACGGACAUACAGCACUCCCCUCUGCUUCCAGGACAGCACAGACAAAGAGCUCUUUGACCCCCUACCAGACAUCAAGGUCAAAGUUCAGAGCUCCUUUAUGGUUUCACUAGGUGUGGCCGAGCGGGCGGAGUUCCACGCCAAAGCCCCAGCUGAAACCUUCCCCCGAGAUCUGAGCCGAGACUACUGCAGCACGAUGGACAGACGCAAGAAGGGCUUGCUUACUCUCAAUGGGCCUUUCAACUCCUGCAAAGAGCCGCUGAGGACCACCGGCGUGUUUGGUCACCAUGGAGGGAGGCUGGUUGUGCCAAACACAGGGGUCAGCCUGCUGGUGCCUCAUGGAGCCGUGGCUGAAAAUAUGUCCUGGGAGAUGUACAUGGUGAUCAAUCAGGGAGAGGCAAGUGUCCAAACACUGGACAGCUGUGAAAUCCUCCUGGGCCCAGAGGUAACAUACGGUCCUCCUGGCCUGGAUCUCUUCUGCCCGGUGGCCAUGACCAUCGCCCACUGUGCCGAGGUGGAUGCUGAGAACUGGAACAUCCAGCUCAAGAGGAGAACCCAGGACAGCAAAUGGGAGGAAGUUAUGUCAGUGGAGGAGGAGUCCACUUCUUGUUACUGCCUGAUGGACUCGACGAGCUGCCACCUGCUGCUGGACCAGCCGGGCUCGUACGCCCUGGUGGGCGAGCCUCUGACGCAGGCUGCCGUCAAACGGCUGAAGCUGGCCGUGUUUGGGACCAUGGAGGUCGGCUCCAUGAACUACACCUUGCGGGUGUACUGCGUGGACGACACGCCGCACGCCUUUCAGGGAGUGGUGGCUGCAGAGAAGACCAGAGGCGGUCAGCUCCUCGAGGAGCCAAAGAUGUUGCCUUUCCGAGCGAACACCUUCAGCCUGCAGGUGUCCAUCCAGGAUGUUCCCCAGUUUCUGUGGAGCAUCAAACCCUUUACCACAUGUCAGGAAUUCUCCUUCCCCCAAGUGUGGUGCAGCAACCAGCAGCCCCUGCACUGUGCCUUCUCUCUGGAGAGAUACAGCCCUGCCACCGCCCAGCUCUCCUGCAAAAUCAGCGUGCGCCAGGUCAAAGGCCACGAGCAGAUUCUGCAGGUCUACACGGCUGUGGCCGAGACCGAAAAGGAGUCAGUUCCAUUUUUUAUGCAGACAGACUGCAGCAUCACAUCCCAGACGGGGCCCAAGGCCUUCAAAAUCCCCCUGUCCAUCCGCCAGAGGAUCUGUGCCACCUUCGACACUGCCAACGCCAAGGGCAAGGACUGGCAACUCUUAGCCCAAAAGCUCCACUUAGAUCGAAACCUGGGGUAUUUUGCAAAGCAGCGGAGUCCGUCUGCGGUCAUACUAAGCCUGUGGGAGGCUCGUCACCAGGACACUUCUGACCUUGACUCUCUAGCCAGUGCCCUGGAGGAGAUUGGCAAGAUCCACUCUAGAAGCUCCCCCAAGGACCAGGAUGAGGCAGAGUCUGACUCCAAUCACAUACAAGCGAGCAGUCUCUAUGGAACAGGCCGACUAACCAGUCAGAAGACAGAGGACUGUGCUUCUGAAUACACAGGCUGAGAGAGGAGGCGGUUAAAAACUGCAGACUGACGUAUAUAUCUGUGUACGCGCACAGUCAGUGAUGGACAACACACUGCGGCGGUGUGGUAGAGGGUCAUGAGGUUGUCAGUGAGUAGACGGUGCCAGUGUUCAACAUGCCAACCAAUCACAACAGGUCGAGGUGAGCCGGCACCUGCUGUGGAUCUGCCCCCUCUUUUAAGAACGUGUCUGAGGCUGGACUAUAAAUCUUUCUCUGCCUUUCCACUCAAUCCUUUCUGUUUGUUUUUAACUUCUGUUGUUUUAGGUUGAUGUAGACUUAUUCCCCUCUGUGUCCGCUAUUGUCCAAACCUGUGUUAGAGGAGAAGGGAGCUCCUCUCCCAGACGUCCACACACACUUGCAUAUAGCUUGGUAUAUGCAAAUAAGAUGAUACAACUGUGGCGUAAUGUUAGUCACCUGUGUUUGAUCUGACACUCCCCUCCCCUCCCUGUCUCAACAAAUGAAGGACUUAAAAGCUACUAUGUUUUAUUUCCAGCAUUAUAUUUUCAAUGGGAAGCUCCUGAUUGCUUAAAUGUUGUGAUAGUGAACUUUCAAGGCAGGUAUCUCCAAAAUCACCCGUUUUCAUCUGUUAAGAGGGAAAAAAAAAAUCCAAAAACCUCAAUCUGAGCACUUACAUGAUCAUUUAUGCAAAAAUAGUCACAAAUAUAUCAUCCCCAGUCUAACUUUAAAGGUCAACAUGAUUCAAAAAAAAAAAAAAAAAAAACAGUUGGUUGUGGUGUAAUGUGGCAGAGUGAGAUUUCUAACCGUGGCAUUACAGUUCAUUACAGUUUCCUCCAGCAGCAGAUAGAGAGGGAGGAAGCUAUAAAACAUCAUUUCCUGGCACCGCAGGGAGGGUAUCGCUGCUUCUUAUCACCCAAUUCCCACCAUUAACACCCAUCACAUAGACCUCAUAUCAGGCCCCGACACACGCCCAACUGCCCCGACUCCUACCACCCACUCGCUCGUCACCCUUAACGCGCACAGACAUAACUCGCACAUUGACAUUUCAUGGCUGCAGAGGUCAUGUGCACAUGGAUCUCUCUGCAUUUACAUAUUAUACUACAAUAAAUAAUGAAGGAAUACAGACACUGUGAGUGUCAGACAUGCAAUCACACGUCCCACUGAGGUAACAUAAGGGUGGUAAGUAGACUGGAAAGUGAACCCUUCACCUUUACAUGUGUGCACACACUAAGGUUGAAAGUGUCAGAGCUGUUAAGCAGUGUUUGGAGGAAGCAUUUUCUAAUUGUUUAAGACUCCUAAUUCAAGUUUCAAUGCAGCACUUUUUACAUUAAAUAUAUUCAAAAGCAACACCUGGUGUUCUUGCAGCAGACAGAUUUGUGUGACUGAAAUCACAGUGGGUCUCAUAACAGCCUUCACCUUGCCAGAGAGGUACAUGCUGAGUGAAUAAGGCCAAAUUAUGCAAAAUUAUUUUUUCUCACGUACUCCUGGCGGUCUCUAGCCAUGAACUUUCAGGUUAGAUUUUUUUGAGAAUAUGAGAAUGUGCCACUGAGAUUUCUGCCCAGGUGAAUGGAAUGUCCUUUGCGAUGCUUCUUGCAAUGAAAAAUUCCACUGAGAUCCUCACUAAUUUAUACUCAAACAGAGGAGCGCCAGCUAGUGACAGUGGAAGGUUAGAAUCACUGAAUGACAGCAGGAGGGACGAGACAGACCUGAAUUUUAACCAUACCAAUCAGUUAAUCACAAAUCUAAAACUUUCAGGUGUUCCCUUCUUUCAAAGUGGUUUUAAGGCCACAAUGUAUUACCCAGACUUACAUAAACAUGAAUCUCCAUCCAUCCAUCCAUCCAUCCAUCCACUCUCUUCCGCUUAUCCGGGGCCGGGACCCGGUCGUGGGGACAGCAGCCUAAGCAGAGAAGCCCAGGCUUCCCUCUCUCCAGCCACCUCCUCCAGCUCAUCCGGAGGGACCCCAAGGCGUUCCCAGGCCAGCCGAGAGAUAUAAUCUCCCCCCAAAGAUUUGCCUGACAUAACAUCAUACUUUAAGCUAACACAGAGAGCAGGCGAAUGAACAAAAGAACGGGUACCUGUGUUGAAUUUAAACAUUUUGUCAACAUUAGAUUGUGAGCAGACUGUUACAGGUCUCAAGCUAAUUUUAACUGAAUUUUGCUGAAAAGCUGGUGAAAUAUAUUUUAUUUUGACAAACCAGUUACUAAACCAUUACCAUGGAGAAAAGUUUAUUUCCCUGGACUUAAAGAUUUUAGUCUCCAUAGAAGAAUAAAAUGUUCACCUGACAUGAAAUAAUUCAUGUAGCAAGGUGGUCCUAUAUACUCUGAAGCCUACCACUGUCGUGGUAACAUUUAUAGAAUAAUUAUAAACUUUAACUAAACAAGUUCAGAACUUAAACAUACAACUACAGCGUUACCAUGGAUAUGUGCGAUGUUCUCAGUCUCAUAUUUUCACCUUGAGACGCAGGUGAUUCAGUCGAUUGAAGAUCAGAUUAGGGUCGAUCUUUUCACUCAGGAAUGUGGCUGGUCCUCUGGAAAAGCCCCUCGCAGCAGUUGCACCAUCCUGUAAAACUCAACAAACCGUGCUUUAAUUUGUUCAGAAACACCUUCAUAACUGCAGGAUUUCACAGACGUGCUUCAGUUUAACAAGCUGGAAGAAGAAGCUGCACGACACACCUUUGUAGGGAAUUCAAACGCAACAAUGAGUUAAGUGGCUGACACAAAGUCUAAAGUUUUUUCUUUUUUUUUUCUUUGUGUGACUCCUGACAUUCUGAAUUUGGUUCAUUUCUCUUUUAUUUAGUUAAUAUUAGCUUUCACUCUGAAACAGUGGCGCUACAUGGCUUGAUGAAAAGUUGGAAAGGAAAGGAUCCCGUACGCAGUGCAAUCUCCACCCCCGCUGGAUCAGGAGUGCUGAAAGUCAAAGUCAGUUCAGUGAUUUGAUUGUUGUUUGUGCUGUAGACUGUUUGCAGGUGCUGCACUAAAAAUCAGAGGGGGUAAUAUAUUUUUAUUGCCACCAGGAGAAAAAAUAAUUUAGCAGAGGCAGGGACAUGUAGACCCUGGAGAUAUUGAGUUUGAAUGUUGGUUUUGUAUCAGUAUUUUGUUGACAACAUCAUCCUGUUAUGUUGGCCGGUACCAAGAUUAUAGUUAACUAAAACUAAACUAAAAACUAAAACUAGAAGUUAACACUAAUGUGCAGUUCUGUAACUUUAUCAGUUGCAUCAGGUAUAUCUGCCCUUUACAACGUCUCAUAAAACAAAGAAAGGCGGGACCCUAUACAAAGGCUCUAAAAUGAGGGAAAAUUUAGAGAAUCAUUAACAAAAAAUUGCUAAAAAUAAAAAAACAAAUUAUAAUGGAACUGGGAGCAUGUUCGUCAGUCCAUCCAUCCCUGGGACAUGUGAGCCUUGUCCGGUGAAGGCACAGUCUCCCUGCAUCACUGACAGCUGUGGGAGACAAACAAAGAACUGCAUUUCUUGAGAGGGGAAAAAUGACCAGCUGACUUUGACUUUUUUUUUUUUUGACCUUAUAAAUUUUGAAUGCAACUCAUACAACAACAACACAAUGAAAAUCAUGUGGUUGCAGUUGUGUGGGUGAAAAAUCACCCGAUGUUAGGGUUCUAGGGUAAAAAAAAAAAAAAAGAAAAAAUUUGUGUUUAAAAAAAAAACUGUACUUUUUGAAAACUAAAACUAACUGAAAUUAUUUUAAUUAAAAUCAAAUUAUAGAGGAAAUAUCCUCAGUUUUUGUUCUUGUUAGUUUGAUAAAAAGCGUAUCACAGCCUGAUGAGGCAUUGAUGGAAAAGCUUAUGGAGAGUUUGGAUGUCAACAAGACUGUGAGUCAUCUGCUUUCAGAAAGCUCUGUACAAACCUUUACCUAUACUGACUUUGCAUGUACCAUUACAUACAGUAAUAAUUAAAAUGACUAAAACUAACAAUGAAACUAAUAAAAACUAAACUGAAAAGAGUAAAACCACUCUGGAAACUAACUGAAACAAAACUGAAUAAAAAAAUGUAUUAAAAACAAAAUGUCCAAAAAAAAAAAAGAAAAUGGAAAACUAGAAUAACUCUAUAACACGAUUGCAUCACUAAAAUCAGAAAAGGGGCUACAUGUACAGUACCACUCAAAAGUUUGGACAGACCGAGUGUGUCCAAACUUUUGACUGGUACUGUAUGUGCUUGCUGGCAUAAUGUAAAGGUCAACAGAGCACACUGUGAGGGUACAUUUCAGUAGUUUCAGGAUUCUGGGUGGCCGUGUCUCAGGAGGUAGAGCAUGUCAUCUAUUAAUCAGAAUGUUGGUGGUUUGAUCCCUGGCUGCUCCAGACUGCAUGCCAAAGUGUCCUUGGGCAAGAUACUGACCAAAUGGAAAGCUAAUUCUGACAGAAAUUUGAUUUUAAAGAAGAAUCAGCAAACAGAAAUGCCAGCUGAUGCCUGUUUGCGUUCACUUCCAUGCUGCACACAGAAGAAGAAACAUUUACUGUAAACUAGCACAGGGAGCAGAGUAGGUGAAUAUUUUAGAAAUUUUUGGUUUAUCUGUGGAAAACUUUUUUUCUCUGCAAUAUUAUCUUAGAACACUUUGAGAACUAAUGUCACAAAUGGCAUUAAAUGUACUGUAACGGUGUGUAGGUUUAAUUUGAAGCAAAGUGUGGCACUUUACAGAGAGUUUAGCGUUCAGUCAUAGAUCAAAUCUUUACAUUUUUAAGUCACUGUCAAGACAAAGAAGCAGAGUUGGUGAUUUUUGACUGUUACUGCUGAGUUUCCAUCCAAAAAGAAAGUAAAUGUUCACAGAUUUUGAUGAAAAAAAGAGCAUCACUUACGGGCUUAUAGAUGUUAGCCUGCUCACAAUAUUAAAACGCUGGCUACAGAUAAACUGCCUUUUAAAUUGGGAAUGACUGGGUCACUACUAAUAUGUAAAAUAAUUAUCUGGCUAAUGUCAAUAUUUUUGUUGUUGGUGGUGUUAUUUAUGCAGCCUUUUGUACAAGGAAAACAAAGAAAUCUUCAUAAUAACAGCUCUUUGUCACACUGUUUGAGCCAGCACAAAAUUGGCCUGAUGCAUCAAAUAUUAUUUUAUCUAUACAACAGGCAUAUUGUACAGAUAACUGUAGGCACUAUAUUCCCUACAUUACACAAUUCCCAAUAAACAGACCUGCUGUAAGCUAGCAAAGAGCAGUAGAGCUAGAAGACAAAGUCACGGAUGAUCCCAUGAAGAAUUUUCAUAUUCUAGGCAGACAUUAGAGAUCAAAUACUUUUGAUCUUUGUUGGCACAAAUUACAGUCAUAGGUUUUUCUGAGGUCACAGAUCAGGAGAGCUGAAGGUCAUGUUCCCAUAGACUUCUAUACAAUCUAAAGGCUUCUUGUAACCUACUGGCCAUUAAAAAAGAAUGCAGGUUUAAGGCACUUCCCCGCUGGCAUGACUUUUCAGGCCUGACAGCUAUGUUUAUGUUUUCUGUCUGAGUUUGCACUAGGACACUUUCUAUCAGGAAAAAUAGAUUUAAAAAAAAAAUUAAAUUAAAUUGGGGACUCAGCCCAUGAAAAUCAAAAACUUUAGCCAACCUUCCAUUCAUUGCUGGCUGCAGUUUGACAGAACAAGAAUUUCACACAGCAAUCUCAAAAUAGCAGGAGGGAAUGAUUUGUAUGGUACAGGAUUUGAUACUUCUUGAUCACAGUACAUAAUCAAGCUUAAAAACAUCACUGCUGUAAAAUACAUAGUGCCAACCAAAAAAUUUUUUUGAUUUCUUUUAACAUAUUUAGUUUGAUUCCAAUUUUCUUGAUUAUUUUUACAAAAAAGCGAGGGGAACAUAAACCUUUCCUCAGUGGUCCAUCAGGACUCAUAUGGUGACUUGGAAUGCACCACUGGGUGUUUCUGACCUGGUACUGUACAUGUGAAUGGUUUCAUCCUUCUGUUUUUGUUUUCCUGCAUCAUUUCUAUGCAUUUAUAACCAAAUUCUCUUCAUUUAUUCUGUAAUUUAAGUUUGUAUGUGAAGAAUGUGAAAGGUAAUCUUUGAUUUGGUUUUUCUUGUUUGUUUUUUUUUUGUUCCCCCCUUAAUUGUGACUAAUCGGAUUUUCCUUUUUCAUUCCCGCAAGAGUGUCAGAAAAGGAAACGUGUGCUUUUGUAAUGCUUAGCGGUGGCUUCUGUCGCAUCGAGAGCAUCCUGUCUGUGUGGUCCACCCGAACAAACCCAACAUGCACCUUCAUCCUGGAUGUGUAUCAGCUGUGUCUGUAUCCCAUCGACAUGUUGAAAUUCAGUUCUUUGACAAGUGAGCUCACAUACACACUCAUACGAAAACAUAUUCUCACUGUGUAUAAUGCUUUGGUGUGAGAUUAAUCUUGUUUCAUGAGAUAAAAACGUCACUGUCGCAUUCAUGACUUCCUGUCACCUGAGUUGGUCGGUCCGAUGCUCUUUCUUGCUUCACGCAUGGCCUUCGGCUUCACAUCACUAUUCUUGUGCCUUGUUUAACUACUGUAAAUGGUGAAUGUUUGUAAAGUACAGAUGGGGAUGAAAAAACAAAAAAAGAACAAGUAAUCAUACUGACAUACAUUAAAGGUAUAAGUUGAAAAAGUAUUUAAGAUUAUAAUAAUGAAUAGGCUGCAGAGCUUUUCUAGUGCUGAACAGCUACGUUUGGUAAUGCCAGGGCAGCUUUGCGGUAUACUGUAUCUAUAAUUAUGGACAUUUUGGAUGU